Molecule: messenger RNA, 5041 nt
Organism: Salvelinus sp. IW2-2015
Lineage: Eukaryota; Metazoa; Chordata; Actinopteri; Salmoniformes; Salmonidae
Product: E3 ubiquitin-protein ligase Siah2-like
Biological process (GO): proteasome-mediated ubiquitin-dependent protein catabolic process; multicellular organism development
Cellular component (GO): cytoplasm
Molecular function (GO): ubiquitin conjugating enzyme binding; ubiquitin protein ligase activity; zinc ion binding
Source: RefSeq, a predicted model, not a curated record
CGCAGGGUAAUACUUAUGGAUCAUUCUGAAAGAGACCUCUUUGUCCUUGUUAACAAGCCAAUAUUUGUUUGGUAACAACCAGACUUUUUCCCAACAGAUAUUAGUGACCGAUGUAUUCCAGUAACUUGUGAUAUAAGGAAUGGAUACAAUAUCCCUUUGAACUAAAGCACGUAUAGAUCUGUUGUUCUGAGGGAGCAAGGAGAAACAUAUUUUCCCUAUUGGAGAGUCAACUGGAUUAAGCAAGGGUAGGUCAAGAAGGUGAGGUCUGGCUACACCUCUAAAUAACAUGAGAGUUCCAGAUGGAAUAGCAUCAAAGACUAUGGCGAACUCUCUAGGUGUUASAGGGAUAUUGUAACGAGAUAAAAAUUCCUCAUAAUUGAGUAACAAUCCUUCUGCAUUAAAAAGUUGACUCACCAGCAGGAUAUGAUUAUUGAACCAGUUCUUUAAAAAAUAAAGACUCGUUUCUAUACAAAAUGUCCUUAUUGUUCCAAAUGAAAUGCCUAUGCGUGGAAAAAGUAUGUUUAUAUAUUAACGACCACYCUAUGAAUACUUGUCUAUMAAAAGCAUAUAAUUUUGCAGGAAUCUUAUCAAUGUUAUAGUUACAAAGUAACAUAAAAUUGAGGCCACCAAAACGGGAGAAGAUAUAAUGAGGGAUGAAAUUCCAAAUUGAAGUUGGAUUCUUAAAUAUUUUUUUAGCCCAACUUAUCUUAAAAGUGUUUUUCAAAGUAGGAAAAAAAAAAUUGAGGCCACCAUAUUCAUAUGAGUUCAUAAUGACAGAUUUCCUAAUAUAAUGUGUAUGAUUUUUCCAGAUGAAGUUGAAAAGCACCUGGUCAACUGCUUUACCUAUUUUGUUGUCAAGAUAAAGGGACUGGGCUGCAUAAGUAAGUCUGGAGAUACCUUCAGCUUUAGAAAGCAAUACUCGACCUUUCAAGGAUAAAUCCUUCUGCAAAAAAUGGUUCAACUUCUUUUUGUUUUUUUCAAUAAUAGGUAUAACAUUUAAUGAGCAUCUUUCCUGUUGAUCCUUAGAUAUGUUAAUCCCAAGGUACGUUACUUUUUCCUUGACUGGAAUAUUGCAUAUAGAGGGUAUCACACCGUCUUUAACAGCAAACAAUUCACGCGUAUUAAAUUAAGGUUUAGGCUCUAUCUGUGACUACAUGUCAACAUGUCCGUUGUGUUGUACUCUUGCGUGUACACAGUGCGCAUUACGUAAGCACCCAGGCUCACUUUCUAAUUGGUGCAGAAGCUGUCAGUCCAAACCAUGCUCUCCAAUGGGCUUUCUGCUUUCUGUCAAACACAGACACCAUGUUCUGUCCCCGGGGGCUUGGAGAUUUCUUGGAGCGUAGUCUGAAUGCCACUCAGAUGAGUGCGUAAACAGGAAUCUGGGCUUCAAACUCUGCGCUGGGUUUAUCCUAAAGAACUGAACUAAUCGAUAUGAGCCGUCCGUCCUCUGCGGGCGGUGGGGGCGGAGGACUCGGUUCCGGGAAAACAGGAGGAGGAAAGCACGGCGGUUCGGGAGGAGCUGCUGCCUCAGCUGCAGCCGCCGGAGUAGGAGCUGUGGCCGGGUCUGGCUCGGCUCUACCUGUCGCUGCUGUUGCCUUGCCCUCAGCAUCGCUACCUGGGCAAUCUGCUGAACUUACAGCCUUGUUCGAGUGCCCGGUUUGUUUUGACUACGUCCUGCCACCGAUUCUGCAAUGCCAGGCCGGACAUCUAGUUUGCAACCAAUGUCGUCAAAAGCUGAGUUGUUGUCCGACUUGUCGCGGCCCUCUCACCCCGAGUAUCAGGAACUUGGCUAUGGAAAAAGUUGCUUCUACUCUACCGUUUCCUUGUAAGUACGCGUCAGCCGGAUGCCUGCUGUCCCUCCACCACAGUGAGAAGCCUGAUCACGAGGAGGUGUGUGAGUUCCGUCCCUACACCUGCCCGUGCCCCGGGGCCUCCUGCAAGUGGCAGGGCUCCCUGGAGGCUGUCAUGCCCCACCUGAUGCAUGCCCACAAGUCCAUCACCACCCUGCAGGGAGAGGACAUCGUCUUCCUGGCAACAGACAUCAACCUGCCGGGGGCCGUGGACUGGGUCAUGAUGCAGUCCUGCUUCGGCCACCACUUCAUGCUAGUCCUGGAGAAGCAAGAGAAGUACGAGGGCCACCAGCAGUUCUUUGCCGUGGUGCUGCUCAUCGGAACGAGGAAGCAGGCCGAGAACUUCGCCUACCGCCUGGAGCUCAACGGGAACCGGCGGCGCCUCACCUGGGAGGCCACACCCCGCUCCAUCCACGACGGUGUGGCGGCCGCAAUCAUGAACAGCGACUGUCUGGUCUUUGACACGUCCAUCGCUCACCUGUUUGCCGACAACGGCAACCUGGGGAUCAACGUUACCAUUUCCAUGUGCUYAGCGGCUCAGAUGUGGAAACACAGACCCACAGGCCUCUCUCGUUCUCAGACUUACACGUGCGAUGGGCAGAAACCGGUGCACAGUGACUGACUGCUGUGCUGUACCUGCCUCCUGUGUGAUGCAGUAGACUGUGUGUGAGAGGAUAGGUGGGAUAUGGAGAGGAUGUGUGUGUUUUGCUGCUUGAGGCUCGUUGGCUCCCCAUAAUGCUUGAAUGGAGACUGGGCUGUAGAGUAGUUUCAGGGUUAGGGUGUUUGCCUGUCCUCUCAUUGUGUGUGCUGGAGACAGUGUACAGUGUACAUGCGGUGGGCUUUUGAUGACUGAUGCCCUACCCGCCCCCAGGACCCCUCAACCGCUCCCACCCCACUCACCCCUACCUCCUCUUCUGCUCAGCCAACCAGUGCCAGGCAAGAAGGACACUGCCAGUGUAAGAAAGGGCYGUCAGUCAAUUGGCUGCCACACAGCGGUAUUCAGAGAACCUCCACUUCAACCGUGAAUGGCCCCUGCAGAUGCAGCUUCCUAAUCCUCACAGCGAAUUAAGUUUCAGUAAGUUGUUCAGUGGACCAAUUAGGCCUCAGACGCAUAUGGGCAGAAUCGGGUCUGAGAGUGACCAAUGUGCUGCCUCGGUCUGGGUUAGUGUGAGCUAAGCCGGGGUUGUUCAUGCCCUCCUAAAGGAUUGCACUGACUACUAACCAACUCCUUACUUUUCAGAACCGCAAAACUCAACCGUUUCAAUAAUUAGGCUAUGUCAAUUAUACCCCAACCCUGGUGUGUAUAAUAAAUAUUGGUGAUAGAUCCUGAUCUGAUUGUAAGCAAAAGACUGCAUGUAUGUCCGCCAUGUAGAAUAAAGACACAGAUCAGGUGUUUUGGUUGUAGGCUCUCGUCAUAAUGCAUCAUAAAGGUUGCAUAAUGCCAUCGUAAGCAUGGUAUCAAACCUGUCAUAAGCACUGUUUGGUGAAACCCUGGGGCCUAGUUAUUCACAUGGAUUCUGUAUUACAAUACAAACAACAAAAAGUAAAACAAUCUUAAGUUGAAUCUUGAAAUUUUCAAACAACAAAGGUACAUUACUUCUCCAAAGUCACAAGCUCUGUUACAUAAAACUCUGAUAGAUUGAAGGUUAGCUUGUUUGUUAACAAUGAAGUCCCUUUCUUUGGUAAGGUCAAUUGUCAUACAAUUUCAUGAAUGAAAAACAGGUGUCAUGUCAUAUUUAAGAUGGCAUUAUGUUUGUUUUGACACAGAAAUCAUAUUUCUAGUGUGCGAGCGUACAUGUUUGCACAAGACGGUACCACUACUGUUAUGAUUAUGUAUUUUUUUUUCUCUGCAGCCACUCCUCACCAACAGAGAUGAACACUGGCGGAGGCACGGCUUUCUUAUUUGUUCCUCUGUAUGUCUCUUGAAACCGUUUGUUCUGCAGAACCUGGUUUAUCUUCAGUUCUUCUACGCUCUGAUUGAUAUACUGUAAUAUGGGGGUAGUUUUGACUCUUCCCCUCUGGUCAGUCAACCCACCACAGCCUUACUUUUGUACGUAACCUAACUAGCACUCCCAAGUUGGGAAGGCAUCUGUGAGGAUGACUAAGUUAGACUCACUCAGACCCACCCUCAGUGUCUUGAACGGACUCUCGGUUUUUGUGGACUUUGGGGCAAAGUCCCAUGGCAUUGUGGGUAGAAAUGGGCAUUCCAUAGUACUCCAGCCAUGUACCUCGCCUUUACCCGGCGUCAUAGUAACCAAGCAACCAAAGCAAACAAAAACCCACCUUUUCAUAAAGUACCUCUGAUGACGUUGAUCACAGACAUGUCUGUAACCCAACAGAGUCCCCUCCUGCUCCCAGACACUGCAGUAUAUCCCAAAUCACCCUCUGCUGAUCACCUCUGCCCCACUGCUCUGUCUUAUAAGUAUUUGUAAUAUGUAAAUGUUGGAUGACCAUAUAUUUUCUAAAAGCUGAUAGGAGGAGAUUCUGUGUUCGGUUAAUCUGAGAUGUGUUUGUGUUCACGGUUACUCAAACUGUUGUACAUAGGUUUUGAGGUUAUUUUCUGAGCUGUUGUAACUACCUGCUAUCCUAUUUUAUUCUAGUGGUCAGUGUCCCUGCCUUACCCACUGAGUGGACAGACAUUUCUGCCAACACAAUCCUUUGGGCAGGACAGCUCUGCAAUUGCUAUGGCUGAUCUGUAAUAUCGGCAAAAAAUGCAAACUGUGACGCUCACCUUUUUGUAACAUGGGCUUGAAGCCUUUAAUGCUGCAUCAGUUAUCAUGAUCAGUUAUCAUGAGCCAUAGAGAACUGCAGGAAUCGGUGUGGAUUUCAUUAAUGAAUUGUUUAUGGGGCAAUGGGAGAUCAAAUCAAUGGAAACUAAGAGUCAGUGUCCACAAAAUUAGAUUUCAUGGUGCAUUUGUUUCCACUUAGCAAAAUGAAAACAUCUWUAGGUCUACAUCACCAUUACCUGACAAAAACAUCUGUCCAUCUACCCAUGUAACUUAAACAUACAAUGGCAGUUGCACAUAUAAAUCCUUUGCAGCUACUGUCAUAUGAACACCAAGUCCUAGAAAUGCUAAUGAAUACCUAGGCUAGGGUUAACCAACUGGUGACCCACAGGUGGUUUUAUUUGGCCCCCCCAAGURUUCUGUAGUUAUGUUUUGGGGUGGCAGGUAGCCUAGUGGUUAGAGCGU